CUUCGUCCUCUCGUUUCAUUUCGUGUCUCUCUCGCGCUCUGAAAGAUUGAUUUCGCAUAAAUCCGUCAUGUCUUCCGGCGUAAAUUCAAGUGGCUCCGCCGCAGCAUCAGCAGCGGCCGACAAGAUGUUCUUCUGUUACCAGUGCAAUCGCACUGUCACAAUCUCAAUUUCCUCAUCCGCUGAUCCUUUCUGUCCUAUUUGCAACCAAGGGUUUCUUGAAGAAUACGAAGACCGCAGCCCUAAUCUUCCCCCCAAUUUCAACCUUAACUCUGAUGAUUCCUUUUUCCCCAUGGCUGAUCCUUUCUCGACCUUGCUCCCUCUCUUAUUCGGCUCUUCCGCUGCUUCUCCUUCCGGCAUGGACUUCAUGAGCUCGAGCUUUUUCGGUCCUUCGAUGCAACCACAGGCUCGCUCCACUCAGCAGAUUCCGCAGUCUGACGCGUUUGAUCCGGUUUCGUUUCUCCAGAAUCAUCUCCAGCAUCUGCGAUCUAGCGGUACGCACGUUCAGUUCGUGAUCGAGAAUCAUCCUUCGGAUGCUGCUCAUCGUAUGCCUGGGAAUCUCGGUGACUACUUCUUUGGUCCUGGUCUUGAGCAGUUGAUUCAGCAGCUCGCUGAGAAUGAUCCUAACCGUUACGGAACUCCUCCUGCUUCCAAAUCAGCGAUUGAUGCGCUUCCUACUGUCAAGGUAACUAAGGAUAUGUUGAAAUCGGAGAUGAACCAGUGCGCUGUUUGUAUGGAUGAAUUUGAGGAUGGUAGCGAUGUUAAGCAGAUGCCUUGUAAGCAUGUCUUUCAUCAGGAUUGCUUGCUUCCGUGGCUUCAGUUGCACAACUCGUGUCCUGUAUGCCGAUUUGAGUUGUCGACUGAUGAUCCUGACUAUGAGCACAGGGCUCAGGGAAUUCAGGCGAGUGGGGAUGGACAGGGAUCAAGUGAGGGUCAGCAGACUCCAAGGAGGUUUAGUAUACAACUUCCUUGGCCGUUCAGGAGACAAGAUGGCUCUGGUUCUGAUCCUGGUUCAGGGUCAGGAGCACCUGGUGCCGGCGGAGGUAAUCUUGAGACCAGGGGCGAAGAUUUGGAUUGAGAAUGAGGUCGCCCAGAGUCAUUGCUUGGAAAUUGGAUCAGCAGGAUAUCUCAAGUUAAAAAGAAAAACAAAAAAGUAGUUUCAUUAGGUAAACAGAAGUGACAUUGAGGUCUUACCAUAUUUUGUACAUUUGAAAAAAGUUUUUUUUUUUUUUUGUUUGGAAUUCUUUGUUAUUUUGGGAUUAUAUAACGAAUGUGAGAGUUCUUAAAAUUUGCAAAUUUCUUCAGUCUA
Messenger RNA from Capsella rubella, 1306 nucleotides. RefSeq names its product E3 ubiquitin-protein ligase RING1-like. The transcript is spliced from 2 exons. NCBI's taxonomy places the organism in Eukaryota, Viridiplantae, Streptophyta, Magnoliopsida, Brassicales, Brassicaceae. The coding region runs from base 68 to 1075 and encodes 335 amino acids. Gene Ontology annotation, molecular function: ubiquitin protein ligase activity. The record is from RefSeq and is a predicted model, not a curated record. Gene Ontology annotation, cellular component: cytoplasm. Gene Ontology annotation, biological process: protein ubiquitination.